AUGGCUGAGGGCUUUAUCAUUCCAUUAAACCAUGGAGACCAGAGUUUGGAAGAACUUGCUGAGGAGUGUUUUCUUAUUUUAUUGCAAAGGUGCUUCUUUCAGGAUAUAAAAAGGGAUGAAUGGGGAGACAUUUCGAGCUGCAAAAUGCAUGAUUUGAUGCAUGAUCUUGCUAUAAAAGUGGCUGGAGUCAACUGCAAGGUUGCAAAGUUUGGAGAAAGCAACUCAAACACGGGAAUUCAUCAUGUGUCUUUUGCUUAUCGUUUGACUUCAUCUUCGAAGAUACCAAGUUGGAUGCUGAAUUUGAAGCUUCUACGAACAUUUCUUUUACCGGAGCAAAGGAAAGAUGGAUCACCCUUGAGCAAAUUGAUUUCUCAAGAGAUAAUAUCAAACUUUGGAUGUUUGAGAGUGCUGGAUCUACACAACCUUGGAGUCAGAAACUUGCCGAGUUCAAUAGAUUUGGCUAGGUGGGAGGGGGCAUAUGAAGAUGUUAGUUGUAGUAAUCAUGAUGAAGCUGUAAUGGAAGGACUCAAACCACAUCCUAAUUUAAGACAGCUGGGGAUUUAUUGGUACAGAGGUCAGAAGCUCCCAAGUUGGGCAAUGAUGGGUAAUUUGUGUAUUAAUCUUCCAAAUUUGGUUGAGAUUGAACUUCUGCGUUGUGGAAGAUGCCAGCAACUGCCCCCUUUUGGCCAACUACCUUUCUUGAAGUGUCUUAGUCUUGUUAGUUUGGAAAGUGUGGAAUACAUGGAGAUGGAUUGCAGUGUUUAUGACCAUCCCUUGUCAUCGGCGGAAAUACCAUUCUUCCCAUCUCUACAAGAGCUUACGCUGAUGUAUAUGGAUAAUUUGAAGGGAUGGUGGAAUGAAGCAAUUGUUAACAAUGAGGCAGAAGAAGCAGCACAUAUAUCAAUGUCAUUUUCUAAUCUGAGAAAAUUAUGGAUACAGAAAUGUUUAAAGCUGAUAUUCCUACCAAAAUGUCCUAAUGUGGAGGAAUUAACCCUAGUAGACGCCAAUGAAAGAAUCUCAUUAUCAAAGAUGGCAACAGUUACAUCAUCAAAUUCAUCUUCAAAGUUGAGAAAGUUGACAAUCAGUAAUGUGGAAGACCUCAUAUCUCUUCCAAGAGAAUGCCUGCACCAACUUCAUUCACUAAAUGUGGAGGGUGCGGAGCUGGUGAACACAGACGAAAUAGGAAAUGAAGUAUUCAAAAGUAUAUCUUCUUCUCUCUGUUGUUUGGAAUUCACUCAUUGCAAUAGCUUGAGAUUUUUCGCUCAAGGCCUAGAAUAUCUCACAGCAAUUGAGAAGUUGAAACUUUGGGAUUGUAAACAGCUUGAUCUAUUACCGGAUGAACAGUUACCAUGGAAAAACUUCAAAAGUCUUCGAUCUUUAGGAUUGCAUCACUUUCCUAGGCUAUUGGUUCUUCCAAGUGGGCUUCAACACUUAGUAAACCUCCGUUCUCUGGAAAUAACAUGCAAUGAUGAAUUGAGGGAAAUACCAGAAUGGAUAAGCUGUUUCUCUUCUCUUGGGUAUAUGAGAUUGUUUUCUUGUCCAAAAUUGACAUCUCUACCAGAAGGCUUCCGCAAGCUCACUACCCUAAAUCAACUUUUUAUCAAGGAAUGUCCAGGAUUAACAGAAAAAUGCCGACGUCCAAAUGGUAGUGAAUGGCCCAAGAUUCAGCAUAUCCCUCUCGUUACGGUUUUGAAGGACAUUCAUGAUUGAUGUUAUUGAAAUUGCAACAUAGAGCUAUUGAACAAAGCAACUCAAUGUAUAUUACAUAUUUACAGGAUGCAUUAAUUCUUUUUACUUUCUU
Spinacia oleracea (spinach) is the source of this 1801-nucleotide messenger RNA. Its product is annotated as putative disease resistance protein RGA1. The coding region runs from base 1 to 1710 and encodes 569 amino acids. The transcript is spliced from 2 exons. NCBI's taxonomy places the organism in Eukaryota, Viridiplantae, Streptophyta, Magnoliopsida, Caryophyllales, Amaranthaceae. The record is from RefSeq and is a predicted model, not a curated record.